GUUAGUAGUUUUCAACAAAACUCCACUGCGAAAGCUUUUAAUUUGAUUUCCGGAUUGAUUAAAUAAAAAUGACGAGUGUCAAGAUAUUAGCCGUAGUGAUCAUUGGAUUACUUCAGGUGUGUACAGCUAAUCCGAUUUCUUCACAAGAAGAAGAGGAUCUAGCGAAUCGUUUUACAGCUGAUGAAUUAACUCGCGCAAAAAAUGCUGGAAUACCACGACAUGCGUUAAUUGAUAGGAUGUCCGGUUACACAAUUGACGAAUUCAUUAAAAUUUGGGCAUUGAAAAGAAGUCCAUCAGUCAUUGAAAAUGUGGCUAAUUUGUGCGAAAUUUUGGUUCCUGGACAAAAAAUGCCAGCUAAUUACACCAAAGAUCAGGAAGCAGUUCUUAAGAAUUUAUUUAAAUUAUACGAUCUUCUACCGAGCAGAGAUCAUUUGGCUUCCUUUUAUCGCUCCACAGUCUGUAACUUCGUUAUAAAUCCGCAUUUGCUUUCAUUUGGCCCAAAAUUUAUUCCCCACAUGAAAAUUCGCUUGAUAAAAAUGCACAAUUUAAAUCGUUCAGCCUUACAUCGCGUUACCACGGCUACAGAAAUGUGCUGCAUCGAUGCAGGCGGUGAAAUUAUGUUCUCCGACGACAAAACCUGUCGAUUACGCGGUAAAGAAUUGAACGAGUUCGAAAAAAAAUGGAACGACUUCGAUACAUCAAAUGUGCCGGAAUCGAUUAUAAAUUUGUGCAAUUUCCUUCAAUCAACGAAUGCAUUUAACAGCUACCAAUGCCAGAAAGUAGGAGAUCUAGAGAAACUAUUUACGGCCGAUGAAUUAACUCACGCAAAAAAUGCUGAAAUACCACAAUAUCAAUUGAUUAAUAUGAAGUCUGCCGGUUUGACAAUCGACGAAAUUAUUAAAAUCCUCGCAAUGACAUAUACAACAUCAAAAUAUGAAAAUGCGGCUAAAGUGUGCGAAAUUUUGGUUCCUGGUCGCAAUAUGACAUCUAAUUACACCGGAGCUCAGGAAGCAAUUCUUGAAAGUUUAUUUGAAUUAGAAUACCUUGCCCCCAAGAAAAACACUACUUCCGUUGUGCGGACAACUAUCUGUGACUUCGCUCUAGAUCCACAUUUGCCUUCAUCUGGUCCAAAAUUUGUUCCUCACGCGAUAAUUCGUUUGUUGAAAAUAUACACUAAAACUGAUUCAGGCUUAGAUCGUCUCAACCUCGCUAAACAAAUGUGCUGCAUAGAUGAAGUUGGUAAAAUGACGGGUUAUUAUGAAGGAAACAGUGGAUUACGCGAUGGUGAAAUGAACGAAUUCGAAGAAAAAUGGAACAACUUCGAUACAGCAAAUAUAUCGGAAUCAAUCAAACGUUUGUGCGACUUCCUACAUUCAACGAAUACAUUUGACGACGACCAGUGCCAGAAAGAUACUUCAUUCGUUGAAAGUAAAUUGUAAUCCAUUAAAUGUUUUCAUUGUAUCAGACAAGAAUAAAAAUGUUUCGUAAUUUCGUG
This is a messenger RNA of Bradysia coprophila, 1495 nucleotides long. RefSeq lists its product as uncharacterized. NCBI's taxonomy places the organism in Eukaryota, Metazoa, Arthropoda, Insecta, Diptera, Sciaridae. The record is from RefSeq and is a predicted model, not a curated record.